AUGGCCGACGCAGCUAGAAAUUGGUCGGGCCUGGUGUCGCUUUGUCUGGGUCAGGAGCGUGAGAAGCGCCAGGUGAGCAGCCAACGUACGUCACUGACCAAAUCUAAUGUGGCCAUUGCUGCCUUGGGAUUGGGCACACAGCAAAAACUGCCUGUACGUUAUAUGCCCACAUAUCGUCUGGAGGGAAGAAAUCCCUUGAAUAAGGAUCGACUAGAGCUUGUGAUAAAAGCGAUAAUGCAUUGCAACUUCAAUGAUGAAUACAUGUUUCAUCCCAAACAAUCUUAUCAUAUGGCUGCCCAGGUUAGCGAAGAGAUAAAAAAUGAAAUCAAAACACUCAACUUUGAUAGGUAUCGGUUUAUUGUGCUGGUCACUGUUGGCGAACUGUUAAUGCAAGGUCUCUGCUCCAUGGUGAACUUCUUAUGGGAUGCCGACAAGGAUGGUUUUCUUAGCUACACCAUAGAGACGCCAAAUUAUUUUGCGGUCUGCAGCAUAUUUUAUUUAUAUUACGAUUAAGCGUCAUAAUAUAUUAUAUUAUAAUUUUAUAAGUCCCUAAAAUAUUAAAUCAAUCAAAAAUUAUAUCACUUUCUUCGAAGCAUCAUCAUCGCUCGGCAGAAAAAGUAUCUUAAAGCGACAAACAUCAUAUGUUACCCCCAUUAACUUGUAUGAAAAUCUGAAUCCAUAUGUAUGUUUUGAUUAUUUCCAAAGCAUAAAAUAAAACAAUGUUGUUUGAUCCAAGUCGGAGCCUAAGGCCAGGUCACGUCACUUCAAGCCUAAACGUAAAGAUCGUGUCAUAACUGUUUAAUUUCUUGAUGUUUCUGAAUGAAAUACGGUCUGUAUUUAAGUUUUUAAUAAUCGCGUAGCUAACAUCUACCAUUAACGUAUUUAGUAGAAAUUAAAUAAAACACUGUAACACUUUCACAAACGAACACGAAAAUUUCUUACACUUGGCUAUACUUAGUAAAUUGCACACAAGUAUAUAUGUAUAACUG
Molecule: messenger RNA, 989 nt
Organism: Drosophila busckii
Lineage: Eukaryota; Metazoa; Arthropoda; Insecta; Diptera; Drosophilidae
Product: tctex1 domain-containing protein 2
Exons: 4
Coding region: 1-513 (170 amino acids)
Biological process (GO): microtubule-based movement
Cellular component (GO): cytoplasmic dynein complex; cytoplasm
Molecular function (GO): dynein intermediate chain binding
Source: RefSeq, a predicted model, not a curated record